This is a messenger RNA of Tricharina praecox, 1003 nucleotides long. RefSeq lists its product as uncharacterized. The transcript has a single exon. NCBI's taxonomy places the organism in Eukaryota, Fungi, Ascomycota, Pezizomycetes, Pezizales, Pyronemataceae. The record is from RefSeq and is a predicted model, not a curated record. The annotation marks the transcript as partial.
AUCAUUGAUCAAGGAAGCCCUACACUCUACGAACCUACCGCUGUUGUUUCUGCAUGUUGGAAUUAUGGUGAAAGUGCUGGAGUAGGUGGGUGGUGGUGGGUGUUUGGUAGUAGGCGCUGUCAUCUCGACCUGCAUGCAUGCAUGUACAUAGAGUAUGUCUGCCUGCCCUAUUCAUCUGGAUAUUGGAUGCUUUCUUUCGUUCUUCUCCCCUCUUUCUCCUCCGUCCUCAAGUCUCGACAUUGCAUCUUCCCUCGCUUCAUCAUCUCAUCUUUACCACACUAUACACACACCCGCGAAGAAAAUCGGACGCGGUUAACUUGGCUUGCGGAUUCGCGCGCGGAUUUGCAAAGGUUAACGGCAACGUCGAACGUCUCUACCACCGAAAUUUCCGGUGCCGAAACUGCGCACUUUUCUUCACUCAUCCCAUCGAAAUCCACAACCUCACCUCACAUUCCUUCACCUCCACGGCCGUCCCCCCCACGCCACUUCGCCUCGACCUCGCCGCCACCACGCCUCGACCUCACCGAAAAUGCCCCCCUACCCACCCCCCACGUACCACCGCCCGACUCCCGCCUGGGUAAUAAUCGGCCUCCUCACGUCCUUCCUAAUCCUAAUCCUCGAAGCGACGCUGUUCCAGAACCGUGACAUCUACGCCUCGUACAUCGUCGGUCUUACCUACACUAGCGCGAUAAUGAUAACCUGUUUCUUCACGCUGCUCGGCCACCUGCUCGUGCGGCGGUACCCGCGCCUCGCGCCGUACCUCAAUAUCGAUAUCGACCUGGCGAGCGUCAUGACGCUGCGUGGAGGAGGCAGGGGAGGAGGACGCGAGAUGGCCGAGGGGAGGAGGAGGGCGAGUAUCGGCUGCUGGGUCGAGAACACACCUGCGCCGGCGACGGCGACAAUACCGCCAAUACCGCCACCACCGCCGCCGACGCUGCACAGAGCUGUUACGACGGAAACGUGGGCGACGAGUGAUAGCUCGCGGGGGGAGCCGGAGCCAUGA